This is a messenger RNA of Vanrija pseudolonga, 1066 nucleotides long. RefSeq names its product Transcription factor (gene BHLH140). The record is from RefSeq and is a predicted model, not a curated record. The transcript has 3 exons. The coding region runs from base 23 to 1066 and encodes 347 amino acids. NCBI's taxonomy places the organism in Eukaryota, Fungi, Basidiomycota, Tremellomycetes, Trichosporonales, Trichosporonaceae.
CACCUCUCCAUCUCUGCUCGCCAUGCAGCAACACAUCCAGCACCCAACCCCACCAGAAGCCUACGCCUCGACCUCGGCCCAGCCCUCCAAGGGGCUAGAGCCGCAGACGCUCCUCGUCCUCGUCGGCCUGCCGGGCUCAGGCAAGUCAACGCUCGCCAACGCCCUCGUCGCUGCAUCCGAGUCGGCAGCGUGGCCUCCCACCGCGCGCCGCUGGGUCCGCGCGAGCCAGGACGACGCACCGAGCAAGCGCCGCCAGGAGGUCGAGGGACUGGUGGCGCGCGCGCUCGCGGACGGGCAUAAUGUCGUCGUUGACCGCGUCGACUUUGACGCCGAACAACGAGCCCACUUUGUCAACAUAGGCCAUGCCGCAACCCCCCGCCCGCGCAUCUUCGCGCUGACGCUCACCGUCUCGCAGGCCACUCUCCGCGGGAGGCUGUCCCAGCGCACAGGUCACCCGACGAUCCCGGACGCGGAGCAGGGCCUGGCCGUGCUGGACAAGAUGCAGCGGGCGUAUUCUCCGCCGCGGCCGACCGGCGGGGAGGGUUUCGACAGGCUGUACACGCUCGACGAGGUACAGCAGCCUCUACCCGGCACGGCGUGGACGCCCGAGCGGCUGCUCGACAUCCUCUCCCGCGUGGAGCGGGGUGCGGUCGAGCGCGGCGCGGCGGGCGGCGACGGCGGGCGCGACCGCGGCGCAUAUGCCGGCGGCUACGUCUACGGCCGGUACGGGCCUGGCGGGUACGCCGGCGGCGCGUACGGCUUCACGGGCGCCAAGAGGGACGGGUAUGGGUAUCCCCCGCGCCGGGACGACGGCGGCGGCCGCGGCGCGCAGCACAACGGCGUCAAGCGCGAGUAUGCGCAGCCGUACGGCCAGCGGUACGGCCGCGAGCAGCACCUCUCGCCGCCAGGCCAUCCGCCCCCGGGCUGGGCUGGGCCGGGCGUGCCGGGCUGGGGCGGCGUGAACGGCGCACCUGGCGCCGGAGGGGGGGAGCAUGCCGUGCCCCCGCACAUUGUCUUCUCGGCGCCGCCGCGGCGCAACGGCGCAGGUGCUCAGCCGCGUCAGUAA